AAGGAGAUUUUUUUCCUGAUUUUAACUAGAUAUAUAACAAAUCAUCAGGCAUGUGGAUCAGUCGACCAGAAAACGUUUUUGAAGGUGUUCAAUUCAUUCAAAAAUAUACACCAUUCAAACUUCUACAAUCAAUAUUUAAAUAUUUCAAUUGGGAAGCAGGAUUGCAGAUAUUGGAAUUUUUUGAAAGAGCAAACGGAUAUUUUAGUGCGUUUUUGAUUCCUUCCGACUUCGACGACACUUUCCUCAACAUUGGUCUAGGAGCCUUGUUGAAAAACACAAAAGCAUCGUUUCCCAAACUUUACAAUAUCUGGGCUAAGAACAAUAUGCAUUACGAAACUGCAUUUCGAGACCUUAAGAAGUACGCUUACCAACCAAUGAAUAUUGAUCUUGAUGCGAAUGCCAUUGACACGAGAACUUACUACUACCUCAGAGGGUUUCUUGAAGAAGCAAAGAAAAAUGGUCAAACUGUUUCUCUGGUCACAACCUGGGUUCAAAACAUCACUGAAGAACGUUAUCUCAGUUCUAGAGGAGUUAGUAUGCCGUUUCACAUCAACAAUGUGGAUACGACUGUAGCAGCAAAUUCUAUAUAUGGUCUUACUACAGCGGUACUCUUCAACUUAUCAUCAAGCAAUUGGUUUGAUAUGGAAAUACAGACAAUUUAUGCCAAUACAACAAGUUUGAUUGAGUGGUUGAUUGAGCAUAACGUGAUAGAGGAACGUCCCGACUUGGCGCUCACUUACUACCCGUCACGCUACAGUUUCUACUAUUACGUAGCGCGCACUUUGUUCAUCUUGGAAACACAGUAUGUGUCUGAGGGUAAUUUACCAAUGGAAAUUCUUAAUCAAACUAGAACAAAAUUUAAACGGGUGUUGCAAGGUAAAGCUAGUGAAAUGAUACUAAGCGAAGCCAAUCCAGACGGUAAUGGGUUGUACUUUGAAGAAUUCCUUGGAAAUGGAGACACAGAUUUUUCAGGGGCGCCCAUGAAACGAGGUGAGGACCGUUUGUUUUCCACUUCAAUGGUUAUUAACUUUUACAUCGCUACGUGGGCAGUGCAGGACAAGACCACAGGCAAGCUGCAUUGGACAGAGGGUACACCUAAUGACAUCAAGGAGGUCGUUGAAAAGGCUGUGAAGUGGUUGAACACUUACAUUCUGGAAGAUACUUACAAACCAUUUGGUGCGUUCUUCUCUGGUUCAUUUAAGGGGGAAGAGAGUGUGCCCUUUUAUUUUCCAACCAAUCACAUUGAGUUUCUAAACGGCACAAUACUACCUUCAAACACAUCUAAAUUUGAUCGCAACAUAGUCGUUGCUAUGUCAGGGGUAAUAGGUGAAGAGGAAUAUGAAGAUCUUCUUAAGAUAACUCAUUUUGGCAAGAUGACUCCAACAAACUUCACAGGAUACAAUGACCCAAAUGCUGUGUUUCCCUUUUGGACAUCUGAUGCAUAUACUUAUGCAAAUACGCUAUUAGCCCUUGCAAAAUUCCAGAAUUUAAAUAGUUGAUAUUUCCUAUACAUGGAAGCAUUGCAUGUCAGGGGUGCAGGUUGGUUUUAGUCAUGGGGGUGGGGGUGUGAAAUGGUGGAGUGGG
Molecule: messenger RNA, 1584 nt
Organism: Anneissia japonica
Lineage: Eukaryota; Metazoa; Echinodermata; Crinoidea; Comatulida; Comatulidae
Exons: 7
Coding region: 51-1499 (482 amino acids)
Source: RefSeq, a predicted model, not a curated record